Trichoplusia ni (cabbage looper) is the source of this 5271-nucleotide messenger RNA. RefSeq names its product transportin-1 (gene Tnpo). Gene Ontology annotation, cellular component: nucleus; cytoplasm. Gene Ontology annotation, molecular function: nuclear import signal receptor activity; small GTPase binding. The transcript is spliced from 16 exons. Gene Ontology annotation, biological process: protein import into nucleus. Lineage: Eukaryota; Metazoa; Arthropoda; Insecta; Lepidoptera; Noctuidae. The coding region runs from base 86 to 2794 and encodes 902 amino acids. The record is from RefSeq and is a predicted model, not a curated record.
AAAUGUGGCAACUCCACAAAUUUUGGCAUGGUUGAUCUUUACGGGACCGAGUGAAAUAAAACCGUUUCGUAGAAUUAUUCAGAAAAUGGAGUGGAAACCAGAACAAGAAGGACUAAGACAAAUACUAACACUUCUCAAAGAGUCUCAAUCACCAGACACAGCAACUCAAAGGGCAGUUCAACAAAAAUUGGAAGAAUUGAAUAAGUAUCCAGACUUCAACAACUAUUUGAUUUUCGUUUUGACUAAACUCGUCACCGAAGAAGAACCUACAAGAUCUUUGAGUGGUUUAAUUUUGAAAAAUAAUGUCAAAGCUCACUACAACAGCUUUUUACCUGAAGUGGCUGAAUUUAUCAAGCGGGAAUGUCUAUCAGCAGUAGGGGACCCUUCUCCCUUGAUUAGGGCUACAGUGGGUAUUAUAAUUACCACUAUAGCUAGUAAAGGGGAGCUAACAUCAUGGCCCGAUCUCUUACCAGCCUUGUGUCAAAUGUUAGACUCUCAAGAUUACAAUGUUUGUGAGGGAGCAUUUGGAGCAUUACAGAAGAUAUGUGAAGAUACAGCCGAGAUCCUCGACAGUGAUGCACUCAACAGACCUCUCAAUGUGCUUAUACCCAAAUUCCUUCAAUUCUUCAGACAUUCAUCACCUAAAAUCAGAUGCCAUGCUAUUGCUUGUGUCAACUACUUCAUUACUGGUCGGACCCAGGCCCUCAUGUUGCAUAUUGAUGCCUUUAUUGAGAACUUGUUCCAUUUAGCAGCAGAUGAAGAUCCAGAUGUUAGAAAAAAUGUUUGUCAUGCUUUGGUUUUGUUACUUGAAGUUCGACUGGACAGACUCAUUCCACAUCUCGCUAAUAUCAUUGAGUACAUGCUGGUGAGAACACAGGAUCCAGAGGAAGGUGUUGCAUUACAGGCCUGUGAAUUCUGGCUCUCAUUAGUUGAGCAAAAUGUCUGUCAUGAGGUGUUGGGCCCGAGACUGCCUGCCCUUCUUCCCAUCUUGGUCCGCGGCAUGCGCUACUCAGAGAUGGCCGUGGUCUUGCUGCGAGGCGACCGCGACGACGAUGCGGAUGAUGCGGAACCCGAUCGGGAGUCCGACAUACGACCGCGGUUCCACAAGCCACGCUCACACACCGUUAAACACAAUGAUGGUGCAGCGGGCGCGGGCGACAGCAAUAUGUCGGGCGGCGGGGAGUCGGACGAUGACGACGAUGAUGGAGCAGACGCCGACGACGGCUCGCUGUCCGACUGGAACCAGCGCAAGUGCAGUGCCGCCGCGCUCGACGGACUCGCCAACGUCUUUGGAGCUGACCUCCUGCCUGUACUCUUCCCCAUACUCAAGGAAACCCUCUUCCAUGAGGAUUGGGUCAUAAAGGAGAGUGGUAUCCUGUCUUUGGGCGCGGUCGCGGACGGCUGCAUGGCGGGCAUGGUCCCGCACCUCCCGGACCUGGUCCCGUACCUCGUGUGCUGCAUGGGCGAGCGUAAGGCCCUCGUGCGAGCCAUCACCUGUUGGACACUGUCGCGGUAUUCGCACUGGAUCGUCUCGCAGUCGCACGACCUUUACCUCAGGCCUGUCAUGACCGAGCUUUUGAAAUGCGUGCUAGACAACAACAAACGUGUACAAGAGGCAGCUUGUUCAGCCUUUGCUACUCUUGAGGAAGAGGCAUGCACAGAGCUUGUACCAUACCUUGGCUUCAUAUUAGAGACUCUAGUGUACGCCUUCGGUAAAUAUCAACACAAGAACUUGCUGAUACUAUAUGAUGCUAUUGGCACACUAGCAGACUCUGUUGGACACCAUCUCAACAAACCAGAGUACAUCAACAUGUUGAUGCCACCACUUAUCAAUAAGUGGAAUGUUCUAAAGGAUGAUGAUACAGAUCUUUUCCCCUUACUAGAGUGUCUAUCAUCAGUAGCAAUCGCCUUACAGUCAGGCUUCUUGCCCUACUGUGAGCCAGUCUUUAGGAGAUGUGUAUCUUUAAUAGAACAAACACUGAAUCAAAAUAUUGCAAAUAGUCAGAGUCCAGAGCAAUUCGAAGCACCCGAUAAAGAUUUUAUGAUUGUUGCUCUGGACCUGCUAAGCGGACUCGCCGAUGGGCUGGACAAACACAUAGACCACCUUGUGUUUAACUCCAACCUGAUGCAACUUCUCUACCAAUGCAUGCAGGAUCCGAUGCCAGAGGUCCGACAGUCGUCGUUCGCGUUGCUGGGUGAUUUGACAAAGGCGUGUUUCCAACAUGUUCUGCCGUACAUACCGGAGUUCCUGCCGAUACUCGGCAUGAACCUAAACCCUGAACUCAUUUCUGUUUGUAAUAACGCUACCUGGGCUAUCGGCGAAAUAAGUAUCAAACUAGGGCCAGAAACAUCAAAGUAUAUCCCCCUUGUUUUGAAUAAUUUAGUUGAAAUCAUCAACAGGCCUAAUACACCCAAAACCCUACUUGAGAACACAGCGAUUACUAUCGGUCGGCUAGGUUAUGUGUGCCCCCACGACGUCGCACCCGUUUUACAUCAAUUUGUACGCCAGUGGUGUACAUCAUUGCGGAACAUCCGCGACAAUGACGAGAAAGACUCUGCCUUCCGAGGCAUCUGUCAGAUGAUACAAGUAAACCCAGCGGGAGUCGUACAGGACUUCAUGUUUUUCUGCGACGCUGUCGCUUCCUGGACACACCCUAAGGACGACCUGAAGGAAAUGUUCACAAAGAUCCUUCUCGGCUUCAAGAACCAAGUCGGCGAGGAGAACUGGCGCCACUUCACCGACCAGUUCCCCGUACAACUCAACGUGCGCCUGUCCGCCAUGUGCGGAAUAUAGACGUGAUUAAAGCGUCAUGGGGAACCAAUGUCAGCACGGGUCGGGACGACAUUGUGGGUGCGGCAGCCGCGCGGGCUGCGCCCCCAGCGUAGGGAACACUUCGCGCCGGCCCCGCCCGGCCGCUGCUUCUGCCGCCGCGUUAUGUGCCAACACAUUGACCUCUCUACACUAGCGAGGACAUUUACACAUUUGUAUCUAGCGACAGAUAAUAUCGUUUACAUUGUAAAUUGUUACACUUCAUUCUUCUCUUUGUUGUACCUGAAAAAUAAAUGGUUUUCGUUCGAUGAGAUUUACAUGUAGAAGCGGCGUAAUCACUUAAUAAUAACCGGACGUGCAUCGGAGAUCAGGAGGUGGAGACCGGGCCGCCGCGGCCGCACACGCACAGGGCGGUACACCGUGCACGUGAGGUGCUAGGCUUACUUAUUCUUACUUGUUGCAGCGAUGACGCACGUUGCAUGCUUGCGUGCGCAUUCGUAUAACCAUGAUAACGAGUGUACAUUCAUUGGCCCUUAUAGUUAUAGUUUUACUCACUAAAUUUUGUAACACGGUGACUUUUACCGAGUUAGUUGUGGAAUAUCUACUGUAAUUGCAUGAACCUUAGAGAUAGUUUCUAGUUUGUAACCUAAAGGAUGAGACAAGUUAUGUUUUCCGUUUGAUAACAGUUUUUAAAUUAAAAUGUAAUUAUUCUAAAAUUAUGAUUGAUUUGUAUUUUAUCAAAUUGAAAUUUGUUAAAUAUUUUUCCACUAUCUUAAAAAAAAAAAAACAAAUAUAUUACACAUCGAAUCAUUAGAGUCUCAUCACGGAAAUUAUCUAAAGAAACAAUAGUAUAAGUUACUAUUUCGUGUCUAAUUAAUUACGUGGAGUGAUAAGGUCGCUUUCACUAGUCACAGUAUCGUAGAUACCGUGCCUAGAGCUCCACGCGACAGUCAAUACAAGUGGCGAUGUCAGGGAACAGACUGGCGCCAGUCACAUCGCUCGCCUUACUGCUCGUCAUUUAAUAUAUAACUUAGGUUGACUGAUGCCAUUUACUGCUCAACACAAAUUUAGCACGUGUUUAUUUUGUAAUUCACUAACAUUAACACACCGCAUUACUGCAGUUUGUUUUAGAGGAUUUCAAGUAAGAGUCAUUUGGUCACUGAUUAUGUCAAAAAAGCAUUUAUCUACACCCACUAGAGCUUUGCAAAUAUAUUUUAGUAGGUAUUUAAAAUUGAUAUGUUAACUAUUAUUUUAUAUAAAUUACAAGACUUAGUAAAAUCGAGAAUUUAUGUCAACUGUGAUUUGUGACUGGUUUUUUUUUGACUAAUAUAUGUGUAUGAUGAAUAUAUGUCUGUGUCAGUGUAGAUAAUAUUAUAUGAUAUACUGCUUUGAUAGAUUUUAUGACGGCUAGAUUUCUGCUAUAUAAUAUACCAAAUAGUAUUUUUACGUUGUAUAUUGUUUAAUGGAACUGUAUGUUGGGUUGGCCGUGCGGGCGGACGCUUGCGGGCCGACGCACGACGCCUACUCGGUGCCGUAGCCCACUUAUGAAAACCUCCGAGGUUUACAAGGUCCCCACUCGUGUUCGUUGUGCCGCGACCGACGCUCGCACUGGCCAACUUGUAUGAUUGAUAUAAAGUACUAUUUACGUGUAUAUUUAAUUAAAUAAUAUUAUGUAUAUGUAAAUACAUAUUGCGAUGUAUAUUAUUAUAUUCAAGUAAAUUGUUAUUUUUUUGUUUUAUAAAAGCUAAAAGUCUGACUUUAAACACUUGUUAUUAUAUAUCAUUUAGUUUUCAGAUACGGGGAUCUGAAAUUAUAUAGUUCAAGUGAACGUUAGUAUAUUUACAAAUUUCAACCGUAGUUUAGGGUACAGUGUCAAUCUAAUACGGUAUUUCGGGGAUAUAAGGAAAUUUGAAACAUUCCGUGGCUUGUAAAUUUAAUCUUUUGGCUCAGUCACAUCUCAAAUUUCAUUUUAGAGAGUCUAUACGUAUAUAUUUAUAUAUUAUUUGUUGCGUCUCACAAAAUUUUGUACGAUUUAGAUGGUCGCGAUUUUGUCGUUUAGGUAAAAUCCCCGAUCCUGAGCCCCAGUGAGUUCCUAUCCCCAGUCCUUUCUAGUCCCAUCCCGUGUCGUGUGCCAACGAAGCCCGGUCGACUCGCGGACGGAUGAGGCGCGCGCGACGGCCGCGUCCUAUCCGAGGUAGCUAUUUCACACUUCGGUACCCGUAGAAACAUUAAAUUACUGUAGCUACCUUUCGGCUAAAUUUGAGACACAUUGUUUAUUUUUUAAGUAGAACCCAUUUUAUAUCGAUGUUACGGGUGGCCUCGUAAUUUAUUUUUAAGGUUAGUAGAUUUUAUCGUCAUGAUUUUUUUUAAUGUAGAUGUUUGUUUUUCCUAAAAAAACCGUGAUAAUAGUUGGAUAAGUGAUCGCAUGCGUGUAUGUGUGAGUGAGGCGGCAUUCGUAAGGCACUCCCUUCCUUGAAGCAUAGUUAGUAUUUUAUGAAAAA